AUGUUGUCGGUAAUUGUCUGCUAGUUGUUGGUAAUUGUUGGUUGUUGACAAUAGUUGUUGGUUGUUGUUGGUAAUUAGUAUGACCGACUGUAUCAAAUUCCUCCCCUCAAAUUAAUAUAUUUAUGAUGUGAAUUAUUUUAAUUUCAAUUAUUCUUAGAUAACGAGUUGUACUACACAGGAGGAAAAGAAGGGAUUUAUAGAAAAGUUAUCCUUGAUGUUGCAGAAGUACGAGAAAUACUGCAUCAUCACCACAGUAAUCCAAUGGGAGGGCACAGUGGAGUGAAUGCCACACUUUGUAAAAUUUCAAACUUUUAUUGCUGGAAUGGCAUGAAAGAAGAUGUACAAGAAUACAUAAGUUUACAUAGUAGUAAAUUGUAAAAAGUUUUAUAGAAAAUAAAUAACCGUUAAUAAAAAACCCGUUACUGUAUUGUUGACAAACACUAUUAUUAUAUAGGUAAUGUCCUGCCAUCACUGCCAAGUUUCCGGCAAAAUAAAAACUCAGGCACCUGAACUAAUUCCAAUAAAAGUUAAGCAGCCCUUGGAGUUAGUUGGAAUUGAUUUGAUUGGUAAGUUAUCAAGUUAACUUUAUUAUUUGAAUAAACUUAGAGCUGAAACUCUGAAUGAGUAGUCAAACAAGUUUGUUUCUUCAAUACUUUAACAUUGAAAACUACAAUAAAUUAUAAGAUUUUACCAUUGAUAGGUUUUCAUUGAUAAUACAUACUCGUUUAGGUUGUUGUGGCUUAAAUUAUUAUUGUUUGAAGUUAAAUGUAAACUGUCUUCACUAUGUGCUUGUGAUGAGGAUCAUGAAUCAGUUGCUCACUAUUUGUUAAAAUGUCCCCGAUAUGCUGCUCUUAGACAAAAUUUACUCUCAAGUGCUGCACAAAUUUUUGGCAAUGACUGGUAUCUCUAAAAAUAUGUAGUGUGAACACCGUAGAUAAGCUUCAUGCUCUUGGGCAAACACUAAUGAAAAAUAAAUAUGUUUAUACAGGCAAGUCAUGUGUUAACAUAUUUUGACCUUAUUUUUUUCUAAGGCCAUUGCCAACUACUCCAGAAGGAUGGAAGUAUGUUUGCACAUUUAUCGAUUACUACACCAAAUUUGUCGAUUUUUAUCCAAUCAAAAAUAAAUCGGCAGAGUGUGUUGCAAAAUGUAUCAAAACGUUUACAUGCAGGUAAUUAGUUUUAACAGCUUUAUUGAACGAUGUUCAAACGGCAAGAGUGCGAACGGGACUCAAGACCCAUGCGAGGCACUCUCCUUCUUGAAUUUUGUUUACAUCUAAUAUCAUUAUUUACAACAAUAUUAUAAAUUGGUAAACAUAUACCAGCUGAUUUUAAUAUCAAAUUAGGAAGCUAUUGCACCACAUAUAAUUAUCAUACAUAAUACAGAUUUGUAUAAUCAUGUUUAUAAAAAAUUGAAAGCUUAAUCAGGAUAAAACAAAACCUGACUCGAGGAGCUGGUAUAUGUUUACAUCAGAAUUAGCUAUUUCUAUGGCAUGACAAGUAUUCAAUUUUAAAACUGUUUCCUCUAGCAAUAUAUAUUAUAACAUUUUGAAAAAAACUGUCUUGUAAAAAUCUAAAACUUAUAAAAAUCCCACGCUUUUGGACAACACACCCAUUGCCAGGAGAUAACUGAAAAAAAUAUAUCGUUCUGCCUUAACAACUCUCCCCUUCCUUGAGAAAUGACCAGUAAAUCGUCUGGCAUUAGGCAUCAAAAUGUUGAAGUAGGGCCACAUAGUGUGUUUAAAUGCAAAGUAAGUUUAAAUGGUUAAAAAUCAGAAAUAAAUUGUCCAUCACAUUCACAUAAUUUUUGUAAUGAUUUUAGAUGGGGUGCCCCUUCACGCCUACUAUCUGAUCAAGGCAGAGAAUUUGUGAACAAGAUCAAUGAUGCGGUUUGCAAGGAAUUUGACAUCAAAUGAUCUGUGACCAGUGCUUAUCACCCGCAGACAAAUGGCCUAGAUGAACGAACAAACCAGACAUUGAAGCAGCGUUUGUCCAAACUGGUCAAUGAACAUCAAAACAAUUGGUGCGACUUCUUAGAAGAGGUUGCAUAUUCCAUACGUAUGCAAAAACAAGCCACAACCAAAUACACACCAUUCUAUCUGAUGUUUGGUCGACAUCCAAAUUCACCUCAAAUGGUAAUGAUAUGGAAUAUUUUAGUUAAAUUAAUUAACUGGAAUAUUUAAUUAAAUCAACUGUUUAUAUUGUUAAGAUGGAUGUUGUAGACGACUGUUCUUCUGCCCCUGACCAACCUGAAGAAAGUUUAGAUGAGCAAGUUUCAGAAAGAAAGGCUUUAUAUGAAGUGACACAAGAGCAGGUAUGUUGUGUUAGAAAUUAAUGUUUUUGCUAGAUGUUAAAGUUAGUUAUUGCUUCAUCAACUACUUCCACUCGCCUCUCCAUUCAUUAGUAACAUAAUUAAAUGAAAUCCAACACCGACUCUGUUAACUCAAACCCCCGCUAACAAAUUUUUCAUUUCCUUGGGAGUUUGAGUUAGCGGGGUUCUACUGUGGUUGUUAAUUGUAUUGAAAUGCCUUUAGGUUCAGAAGAAUGUCAAGAUUGCUCAAGAUAAACAGAAGAAACAGUACCAAAAAAGAAAAGCUAAAGGACUAAAGACAUUUGUUAUCAAAGUGGGUGAUAUUGUGUACAAACGCCAAAUGAAAAACAUUUCCAGAAAAGGAGGGAAAAUGGAGCCAGGAUGGACAGGUCCAUACAGGUAUAACAAAUAUUUUUCAGCAGAUUCAAUUGGACUUCAGCGUCAAUUGAUCAUUAAUGACCAGAUCUAGGACAUGCAAAUCUUUCAGAUCGAUGGUUGUGCUGAUUAUAAAUGGCUUGGUUAAUUACUUCUCGCAGCUAAUCAUUUAGGUUCUUCCUGUAGCUUAGCAUUAAGACUACUCCACAGCAAUAUUGAUAAACAUGGUAUCUUAAAAUUAAUGGUGAGAAGACCCCCCCCCUUCAACCCCCAGUGUUCUACGUCUGUGUUGGUUGUUAAAUGGAUAUUAAAUAAUUGGUAAACCAUUCAAGCUUUGAUACCGGUAGGAAUAAUGGAAUCAUGUUGAUGCUCAAUUGAAGAAUAACAUUGAAUAAUUAAUAUUUACAGAGUCACAGAAAUUGAUUCCUCUGAGAGAGCAACCCUUAUUCCAUUGAAAGAUAAUGCCACUUCUCUGAAAAAAAAAGUGCCCUAUGAUCAGUUACGACCUUAUGUGGUGAGUGAACUUCACAAGGAAAAUAACUGCGGUAGAGGAUCAGGCAGUGCAGAGGAUGAUUGCAAACAAGAAAAUAAUGACACCGACAAUGAUGACGACCUCCCAGACAACAGCAUCAAUGACGGUAGCAAACUACAUAAAAGUAAUGUUUAUUUUCAUUUAUUGCAAAUUGUUGAUCUACAUAUUACUUUAAAUAUGCCUGUCAUGUUGAUUAAUUAACAUUUAUGAUGUAAAUUAUUACCUCCGCCAGGAGGUUAUGUAAUCAUCUGGGUUUGUAUGUGUGUAUGUAUGUGUGUGUGUGUGUGUGUGUAUGUGUGUGUGUUUGUCUGUGAGCACGAUAACUCAGGAAAUACCAAACAUAUUCAUACGAAAUUUUUUGAGUGCAUUUCCCAUCAGCUAAGGAAGAACUGAUUAAAAUGUGGUUGAAUUUGGUUAAAAAUUGAACGAGAAAUGAACAAAAUUUUGUCUUGCUUUUCCCGGUCAAUUAAAAAAAACUCACUGAAUGCGUAAUUAAGACGUGUAUAAUGUAUGCACGCAGUACUAAGAAGACAAUGAGAUGAUAAACCUCAUUAAGCUUCGGCCUUCAUUAUCUAUUGUCUUAGUUGCAUUUCGCACGACCGAAAUUCAAUGUCUAAAACAAGGCUUACGGAGUUACGCAUUAUUAUGUUCAGCAAAGUGCCAGUCCAUUCAAAUUCUAACAAAUUAGAUUACUUCAAUACAGGGUGUAUAAAAAAAAACGCAACCUCGGAAUUUCGCAAGAAAUCGACAUUGUUUUAAAGACAAAAGAUUUUAGCUGCCUGGGAAUUUAAAAUAGCACAACUGUGAAAAUUACUGCACGUGCGAGUGCAUAAAGCAAAAUUUAUGCAUUUAUUUAAUGACACUUAAUAAGUUUUUAUUUUACAAGUACUGUUCAGUACAACAACAGUAAUAUGAUCUAUUAGCAAUUCGAUUUCAAUUUGCGGGGGCCUAAAAUCUUUCAUGCUUAAGAAUUAUAAAGUGGAUUUCUUAGGAAAUUCCAAGGUUGCGUUUCACUUCCGAGUAACGGGCAGAGGUAUGCAGUCUCUGACUGCCCUCUAGUUUUAACAUGCAAUGUAUCUAGUCCACACACCUACCCUGGAUUCCAGAGCCUUCAGUAAAUAAUAAAUCGAAAUGUCAUGAAGGCUCUGGUUCAACAGGAGGAUUCUUCGAUUAAACUGUGCCAAUCACAAAACAGAAUUAGUGGUUUUAGUACAGAUUCUGUAUCUGCACUACUUUAGUAUCUACACUCUGUCUAAUGCCUGAAAAUUUUACUUGUCAAGGGAAAGUCUUAUAUGUUAAUUAAUGAGGGUAAAGUCAUUUCAAUGGUACUUAGAUAUUAAUGAGUUGACAACUAUACUUUAGAUGAAGAAGAUGACAAGGAAGAAGAUGACAAGGAAGAUGACAACAAUGAAAAUGAUAACAACCAGAAUGAAGAUAAUAUCAACAAAAAUGAACACAACAGCACUGGAGUUAAUGGAGUACUUGAGUCCUUAAAAAACUCAUGUAAGUAUAGAGGCUCUCUCUUUCCAGGGGAGCAACUGUGGGGGCGGGAUAAACAUAUUAACCAUAAAAAUAAACUUAACCUUAAAACUAAACUUAACCUUAAAGGUGGCCAAAGUCAGCCAGUAUAA
Molecule: messenger RNA, 4846 nt
Organism: Paramuricea clavata
Lineage: Eukaryota; Metazoa; Cnidaria; Anthozoa; Malacalcyonacea; Plexauridae
Source: the annotation of a GenBank genome assembly